Messenger RNA from Trichophyton benhamiae CBS 112371, 2301 nucleotides. RefSeq names its product DNA repair protein Rad7, protein. Gene Ontology annotation, biological process: SCF-dependent proteasomal ubiquitin-dependent protein catabolic process. The record is from RefSeq and is a predicted model, not a curated record. The transcript is spliced from 6 exons. Bases 1 to 2301 code for a protein of 766 amino acids. NCBI's taxonomy places the organism in Eukaryota, Fungi, Ascomycota, Eurotiomycetes, Onygenales, Arthrodermataceae. Gene Ontology annotation, cellular component: SCF ubiquitin ligase complex.
AUGGCCACCAUGAUGUUUGCCUGUCUCUUUGGAAUGGACAUGGACCUCGCUGGCUCCUCUCUGGCUGUCUCAUCUGUGCCCUUGGAUGCAGAGGCCACUCUGGAGCUGCGGCGGGUUGCUGCCUGGCCAAGGGGGGUGUCUGGCAGAGAUUUAGCAUGGAUCCAGCCAUGGAGCAGAAGUACCUACUUUUGCCAUCCGCCAUCGCCAUCGCGCUUCAGAGACCUCUUCUCUUAUCCUGCUAGUCUCUUAUCCUCUUCUUUAUCCCUUUCUCUAUCUUUGCUCUACUUCUUCUCUUCUUUUUCUUAUCUCUUUUUCUUCUUCUUCUGCUUUUCACAUCUUCUGUCUUGUCGACUCAAGACACAAACUCCAGAGAGAAGAAGACAGGAAGAAGACAAGCGAAGGAAAGGGGGUGAGAAGAUACGCUCUGCAUUGACUGAUUUCCUGGCUGAACAGGCACAUAACAUCUCUGCAGCUGAUAUCCGGCAGACAGCUAACCAGAGAGCCAGCCAGGCCCAGCGCCAGAACCAGGCAGUCCGGGCCCAGGAAGAACAGGAAGAAGCCAGACUAGCAGAAGAUGCAGCGCAGGAAGCACUAGCAGACAAUGAAGCUGAAGCCGAGGCAGAAGCAGAGGCCGAAGCUGAAGCUGAAGCAGCAGCCCAGCAGGCCAAAGCCAGGAAACGCAAACGCACUGCAGCCACGGCCGCCGCAGCAGCAACAGCGAAAGCCAAGGCAAUGGCAAAGGCCAAAGCGAGACGUCGAGGACAGGAUGUCUCUGACGACGACGAUGAGGACUACGAGGAGGCGUUUAACCAGGCACGCGUACCCGCGCCGGGCCAGCUGGCCAACUGCGAGCUGUGUGAUAAGCGGUUCACGGUGACCGCGUACAGCAAGACGGGACCCGACGGCGGACUCCUGUGCACCCCUUGCGGCAAGCAGAUGGCCGCUGACGAGAAGAAGGCCAAACCCAAGCCCAAGAGGCAGAAAGCCAGGGCGACGAGACAGAUGAACAGUAACCUGCUGGACGGCAUUGCGCAGCGGGGGGCAUUUAGCUUGCUGGAGAUGUGUAUCAGGCAAGUGGCGAACAAUAUCAACGAUGUGGAGGAGUUUGGGGAUCUGCCUGGGGAACUGCGGUUGCGGCUCAGCCAGAUUCUGAGCAAGCGGCGGGUGCUCACGCCGCGGACCCUGGGACUGUUUCUGCGCAGUGACGUCAACACGAUUGAUAUCUUCGAUGCAGCUAAACUGGAGGAAGAGGACUUCCACAGGGUGUUUGCGACGAUGCCGCUCCUGGAGCGAGUCAACCUGUGCUGUGCAGGACAGCUCAAGGACGGCGUACUGGAGUAUGUGAUGAGCCGCGAGAGCCACAUCAAGCAUCUGAUCCUGGAUGCCACCAAUCUUGUGACCGAGGGCUGCUGGCGGCGGUUCUUCCAGACGUGCGGCUCAAAGCUGGAGACCGUCAAGCUAUCGUACCUGGACUGCGCCUUCAACGACGAGACGGUCGAGGUGAUGGUCUCGAGCUGCCCCAAUCUGCGCCGUCUGAAGCUGACGGACUGCUGGAAAUUGACCUAUGACUGUCUCCAGUCUAUAGCCAAGCUGGACAAGCUGGAGUAUCUAUCUCUGGACAUGCGACAUCGCCAUGAAGACAGCAGCCACCCCGACGACAACGAGGCGAAUGAACGAGACCUGGAGAGCGUCAAUGCACUGUUGAAGGCGAGAUGCAGCGGUCUUCGCACGCUCUCGCUCAGACACUUCAAGCCGAUGCGCAAUUCCAGCCUGGCAAUAAUCCAUGAGACUGCCCGACACCUGAGCAAGCUGCGUCUGUCCCAUAACGAGAACUUUACUGACGCUGCACUGGCAUCUCUCUUCACGGACUGGCCGAACCCGCCGCUGACUUUUAUCGACUUCUCCAGCAACCGCUCCCUCGAGCCUAUAUCUCUGAUGCCCGGUACUGGUAUAGGUGAUAAUUCCGACGACGAGGACGACAAUCCCGGCCUGGGCAGCAAGGGCUUCCGAGCCAUGAUGCUGCACUCCGGCGAGAAGCUCGAGCAUCUGACCAUCUCGUCCUGCCGCCAGGUGGGCUUCGAUGCGCUGGAGGAAGUCUUCGGCGAGGGCCAGACGUACCCUCACCUGCGCGAGAUCGACCUGUCCUUCCACACGCGCAUCGACGACGUGGUGAUGCGCCGGCUGUUCAAGGCCUGUCCGGCCCUGCGCAAGGUGAUGGCCUUUGCAUGCUUCAACAUUGUUGCCGUCCAGCCACCUGCCGGAGUCGCUCUGAUCGGAGGCCUGAAUGCGCACACCAUGUAG